AUGUCAACCGACGACAAGCGUCACGAUGCUUGGCUCGCAGAUCUCGACGCCGUUGCGGACCUCGACUCCUUGCUCGAAAUGGUUCCAUCACCUGACCUCGGCCAAGCGCAGGGCGGUACCGAGUCAAGUAUGUACAGAGGCGUGGAUUUCAUCAACCCGAGGGAGCUCGACAGAGACCACCACCAUGAGCGCCCUGGGCCUCAUCCGGUGCCUAGCCACUUGUACGGCGCAGGUCGCUCUACUACCACUCGAAGCGAUAGGCAGAUUCGUAACUCCGACAACCCGAGAGACACCUACUCAGACAUCUAUCAGACCGCCUACGGGCACUCACUACCUGAUGCGCCAUCUGAGGGACCAUUCAUGGCGAGACAAUCUCGCACACGCGGCCAGAACGAGUUCAACUUCUUCGACACUACUCCGAGUGAUGGCAUGUCUACCGCUCUGACUACGCACAUAGAGCAGAGAUCAAUGCCACCAAACUACCCGCCAGGCGCGUCAAGUAACAACCUUGGGCUGGAGCGCACAUCCGCAGAUCUCGUUGCUGGUUCUAGUCAACACCAAGACGAUCAACGCCGUGGCACUUUCACCCAUCAGAACGCCAAAUACAUCGACUUCGACGCAGGCGAGGGACUGCGCAUUGGAGAGGUGUUCACGUGGCCGGUCGGAGCUGGCAAGACAAACCAAUCGAGCAGUCUACCUCAGCUACGUGGAGAAGAUCUCGAAUGGGGAGAUCGGGGCAUGCUUGCCAACGUCCUUCCGGAGUCCAAUGCCGACGUCCAGAGCACGAACCGAAAGUCGAGUGUGCGUCAAUCAGCAGAUUUGACGAAGCCUAACCAAGCGCGUAGCGAAAAUGCGCCAAUUGUCCCGCCUCGUAAGACUAUCAAACCAGUGACACCCGAGCGAGGUGUCGAAAAUUACACUUUCCAAGGCAGGUUUACGGCGCUUGCGGCUGCCAUGGGGUAUCUCGACCAAAAGGAAAAGAUCCAGCUAGGCAUUAAGAAUGACGACGUCGCGCAAGUCAAGCUAGGCAUCAACCGAUUCUGUCGCCGUGCAUUCGAGGCACUCACUCAAGUCCCAUCGGCUCCUGGCGAACAUUGGAAGCCUGAUAGAAAGCUAGAGUACCAGGGCGGCCAGGACAACGCGAUGACCGCCGUCACGAACAUGAUGGCAUCACAAGAAGACUGCCUGAGAGCCGAGGCGAUGGCCAGUGCCGCAGUCCACCAGGCGGUUGAGCUCCACGAAGUCGGAAUGAAGAAGGGCCAUUCGGAGAAGGUCAAGAUGGAGCGCGGACACACCUGCUCGGGUCGUAUUAAUGCCCUGAUCGCUGCACUACACAGCAACAAGCUAUGCUGCAAGGACUUACUUGAAGGCCGGAUGGAGUCGCUGAUCUACACGCCAAAGCAGGCACUCAAGACGAAGCGCGACAACACUGCGUCGAACGCUGCAAAGGCUGGAGUCUUGAAGAAUGCUGCGAAGCUGAAGGCGGAGAAGGCGGCACAUCCAUUGGAGGAUGCUGUUAACGACGAGGGCGGCGAGCAGAAACAGCCACCCAGGAAGAAGCGCAAUGUGUCGGCUCAUAGAUCAACGUCUGGUGACCCAUCGCGGCAGCCGACCGAGAUCCAGGACUCGCAAGCUGCUGUCUCUCGUGGCGGAAGCAAGAAGGCACCUGCUAGCAACAGACGCGGUGACAGAGCCAAGAAGCCCAUCCGAUCCAACUUCGAGAGCGAUGACACAGCUGAGCUCAGCACAUUGGCCAACCAGUCCAUGCCAUCUCUUCAGACCAUGUCGUCGUUCGAUCCAGCCUUCGACAUGGGUAACAGCAUGCAUACCAACAACUUUGCGAACAGCGGCGGUACUGGUCUCGAUGACGUGCUCCUGCGAGACAUUUUUGGUGACGGUAUCAGCAGUUUCCCUCGACCAGAGCCACCGGCCCGACGCUUCGACACUGGAGCUAUGACAGCGACCUCCUUGCGAAACGCACUGCCCAAUGUCUCCGCCACUGAGCACGAAGGCGCAAAAACCACUGGUAGGUCUUCUCGCUUCUAA
Messenger RNA from Fulvia fulva, 2046 nucleotides. RefSeq lists its product as uncharacterized. Lineage: Eukaryota; Fungi; Ascomycota; Dothideomycetes; Mycosphaerellales; Mycosphaerellaceae. The coding region runs from base 1 to 2046 and encodes 681 amino acids. The record is from RefSeq and is a predicted model, not a curated record. The transcript is spliced from 2 exons.